GAGAAGAAAAGGUCAAAGCUCCAUCUAAAUCUGCAUUGUUUGAUGACGAGGAUGAUGAGGGGGAUUUGUUUGGAUCAGGUUCAGCAGCAAAACCACCAGAGGAGAAAAAGAAACCAGAGAAAAAGCUACCAGCGGGGGCUGUCUCCAUGUUUGGUAGUGGACCUAACCCACUAGCUGCUGCUCUGAAGAAACAGCGUCCAGCCUCUGAUGAUGAAGACAGCGAUGCCUCAGCUGGACACAAGUCCCGUAGCAGCAGCAUUAAAUCUAGCCAAUCACAGUCCUCUUUGUCUUCACGACAAGUUGAUAAAGUGAAGAAAGAUGGCCGGAGUUCUUCCAACAAUAGUCUGUUUGAUGAGGAUGCUGAUGACAGUUUAUUCAGUAGUCCUCCUAAACCAAGAGCAGACAGGUGAGUUUUCUACUUCUGU
Messenger RNA from Mizuhopecten yessoensis (Yesso scallop), 425 nucleotides. Its product is annotated as WASH complex subunit 2-like. NCBI's taxonomy places the organism in Eukaryota, Metazoa, Mollusca, Bivalvia, Pectinida, Pectinidae. The record is from RefSeq and is a predicted model, not a curated record. The transcript has 3 exons. The annotation marks the transcript as partial.